This is a messenger RNA of Paramecium tetraurelia, 942 nucleotides long. RefSeq lists its product as uncharacterized. Gene Ontology annotation, molecular function: DNA-binding transcription factor activity; sequence-specific DNA binding. The record is from RefSeq and is a predicted model, not a curated record. The transcript has 3 exons. Gene Ontology annotation, biological process: regulation of DNA-templated transcription. Lineage: Eukaryota; Ciliophora; Oligohymenophorea; Peniculida; Parameciidae.
AUGGAAUUCUUGUUUAAGAAAUAAUGUUUUUACAGAUUAUAAUAUUAUAUUUAAUUAAUUAUUAAUUAAUGUAAGAAAAGAAAAUUAAGAAAAACAGAAUUAUUCAUUCAUCAUUUUUAAAAUUACUUUAUUAAAUUCUGGAGGUUAAGUAAAUUAAUAAUUUAGAAUCAAGAGUAUGAUAAUAUUAUACGAUGGAAUGAUUUCGGAGACAAAUUUAUGAUUUUAGAUAAACCUACUUUUAUAUAAAAAAUACUACCAAAAUACUUUAGACAUUAAAAGUUUUCUAGUUUCUUAAGACAAUUAAAUCUCUAUGGAUUUCUAAGAGUAUGUACUGAAAGAAAUAAUUCUUGCUACUACAACUUAUAAUUUAAUAAGUAAAGUCCAAACUUAUAAAUGAAAAAGAAACAAAGACCAUCUAAUUCAUAUUGUGAGCUUGAGACUUCUGCGUUGAGGAACUAAAUGAAUUAAAUAAAAAUGACUUAACAAAUAUUAAAAUAACAGAUUGAUGGAUGUUUAUAAUCUGUUGAUAAAAUGACAAGUCUAACUCAAUAUUUAAUAAAUGUAAAAUUAUCUAAAUUUAUAUAGUUGCUCUUCGAAAGUAAAAUUUAAACAUCUAAUUAAGCAAAAUCUAUAUUAAAUACAACCGUUAAACUCUACUCUGGAAUGUUGCCUCAAUUUUUUUUCACAUUUUAAGAACUGCUAGAAAUUACAUUUCCUUCUAGCGAAAUCUUAUAGCUUGAAAAUGCAAUCUCAUACUUCAAUAAAAGUCCUAUUAUGCCUUAGGUUCACAUAUAAUUACUCUAAAUAUUUAAUUAUUUAUCAUCCUAUUAUCCAGCUACUUAGUUUUCAAAAUAUAAUGAAGCCUUUUCGAAUAUAGAGAAGUCAUAUCAAAAUUUGGAGGAUUUUGCUUAUCAGCGUCAAUAAUUAAGAAUUUAAGAUUGA